This is a messenger RNA of Cannabis sativa, 655 nucleotides long. Its product is annotated as late embryogenesis abundant protein 1-like. Lineage: Eukaryota; Viridiplantae; Streptophyta; Magnoliopsida; Rosales; Cannabaceae. The transcript is spliced from 3 exons. Bases 106 to 423 code for a protein of 105 amino acids. The record is from RefSeq and is a predicted model, not a curated record.
UGCUUUAUUCUCACCAACAAAUUAAGUGAAAAACAAAGCACAACCAAAAGAAAGAAUCAUCCAAACACAUCUUAUUUUCUUUCCAAAUUUUCCCGGAAAAUCAAUAUGUCUAGCAUGCAGGAAACCCAAGCUAAGGCUCAGGCUAAGGCCGAAGAGAUGUCACAAUGCGCUAAGGACUCAGCCAGCGAAGUCAAGGAAAGGACUGCUGAUGCUGCUCAUUCAGCAACUGACUCAGCAAACGAAGCCAAGGAUAAGACCACUGAUGCUGCUCAUUCAGCAACUGACUCAGCAACUGAUUCUAUCCAACAUGGAAAGGAUCAAAGCGCCGGAUUCCUCCAACAGACUGGAGAGCAAAUGAUGAGCAUGACUCAGGGUGCUAUGGAAACUGUGAAGAGCACACUUGGAGUGAGUGACAAGAAGUGAAAAAUAAUGCCUAAAGCAUCUACUACUACUACAACUUCAUGAGAUAAUUCAUUAUUGAGCUAUUAUUACUCAAUAAUAUUACUAUUAUUAUAUUAUUAAUUGGUUAAUCUUUUUUUUUCCUUUUUGUAAUAAAUGUCUUGAGUUACUCUUUUUGAGAAAUUAUGUAAUAAAAUUUCCAGCUAGUAAUUCAAAAAAAUAAAAAAUAAAAAAGUGAUUUUGUUUGAUGAACAAA